This is a messenger RNA of Episyrphus balteatus (marmalade hoverfly), 1088 nucleotides long. It is a transcript of the gene mats, whose product is annotated as MOB kinase activator-like 1. The transcript has 3 exons. Gene Ontology annotation, biological process: hippo signaling; positive regulation of protein phosphorylation. Gene Ontology annotation, cellular component: cytoplasm; nucleus. The record is from RefSeq and is a predicted model, not a curated record. Lineage: Eukaryota; Metazoa; Arthropoda; Insecta; Diptera; Syrphidae. Bases 393 to 1052 code for a protein of 219 amino acids. Gene Ontology annotation, molecular function: protein kinase activator activity.
CCAACUAUACUGCGAACAGGCCAUAUUGCCAAAGAUUUUUUGCUUGCUUUAAUUUUUAUUGUGAUUGUGUGAGACAGGUUCUUCUUUCUUUUUGAGUUGCAUUAUUUCUAUUAUCUAUUUAUUUCCUAGUAAAUUUAUAUUGCAAAAAAGAAAGAUUUUAGUUUUAUUCAUUUUAUUUUCCAACAAAACAAUUUCAAUAUUAUUGUUUAUUAUUUGACUUGAGUGUUUAACUCGCAUUAAAUAAAAUUCAAACGCAAUAUUCCUGUUUUUGUUGCUGGACAUAAGAACAGAAGAAAAAGAAACGAAAAACGAAAAAACUUCUUUCGACUUGAAAAAGUGCCGUGCCGUCCCGACGACGAAACAACAAAAAGUUUUUUCAUCCAGACGGAAAAAUGGAGUUUUUGUUUGGAUCACGUUCGAGUAAAACAUUUAAACCGAAAAAGAACAUUCCGGAAGGAACCCAUCAGUAUGAUCUCAUGAAACAUGCUGCCGCCACUUUGGGAUCUGGAAAUUUGCGAAAUGCAGUUGCUCUUCCCGAUGGCGAGGAUUUAAACGAAUGGGUAGCUGUUAAUACUGUGGAUUUCUUUAAUCAAAUCAACAUGCUUUAUGGGACCAUUACUGAAUUCUGCACUGAAGAAAGCUGUGGCAACAUGUCGGCUGGACCAAAAUACGAAUAUCUAUGGGCUGACGGUCAAGCGGUAAAGAAACCUAUCAAAUGCAGUGCACCCAAAUACAUCGACUAUCUAAUGACAUGGGUCCAAGACCAACUAGACGACGAAACCUUAUUCCCUUCGAAAAUUGGUAUACCUUUUCCGAAAAAUUUCCUAGCAAUUGCCAAGACAAUACUAAAACGACUCUUUCGAGUUUACGCGCACAUUUAUCACCAGCAUUUCUCUGAAGUGGUAACAUUGGGUGAAGAAGCUCACCUCAACACUUCCUUUAAGCAUUUUAUAUUUUUUGUGCAAGAAUUCGAUUUGAUUGAACGUAAAGAAUUAGCUCCGUUGCAGGAGUUGAUCAAUAAGCUUACAGCAAAGGAUGAACGGCAGAUUUAAAUUUAAAAAAAAAGAAAAAAAAAAAAACAAAAUAAA